CACAAAGAUAGAUAUAGAAUUGGAAAGAGGAUGAAGUCAAUCAUUAGAGCCAAGAGAGUUGUGAUUGGAUCAGAGAUAAAGCCUGCCACGAUAGUGAUCGAGAAUGGUGUGACAGUCCAGAUACUGCCUUAUGAACAUUCAUUGCCAUUAGGAGAGUAUGGUGUCGUUCGUGAUUGUGCUGAUAAUGAGGUGUUGAUGGGUGGUUUGGUAGACAGCCACGUCCAUGUCAAUGAGCCUGGCCGCACUGAAUGGGAGGGCUUUGUCACUGCCACAUCAGCCGCGGCAGCGGGCGGUGUCACCACGAUUAUCGACAUGCCACUCAACAGCGACCCUGUCACAACAUCAUUCGACGCACUUCAGGCCAAGAUCGCAUCGAUGCAAGGCAAGUGCUUUGUGGACGUUGGCCUCCUUGGUGGAAUCAUCCCCAACAACGAGGACCAGAUCAAGCGCAUGGUGUUGGAGGGUGGUGUCGUGGGCUUCAAGAGCUUCCUGGUGCACUCUGGCAUUGACGAGUUCCCUCACGUCAACAGACAACAAGUGGACAAGGCCAUGAAGGUGAUGGCCGAGCUCAAACAGAUUGGCAAGGAUGUGGUAAUGAUGUUCCACGCAGAGGUGCCCGAGCCCAUUGAUGAGGCAAUCGCCAACAUGCCCGCAGAUGCCGAUCCACGCGACUACAACACAUUCCUGAGCAGCCGACCAAAGGCCUCGGAGAACCAAGCCAUCGACAUGGUGAUCGACUUGACCAAGGCGAACAACGUUCGCACACAUAUCGUCCAUCUCUCCUCCAAUGAGGCCAUACCAAGUAUGCGCGCAGCUCUCGAUGCAGGUGUUCCAAUCACCGCCGAGACAACAUUCCACUACCUAUUCUUUGUCUCAGAGCAGGUACCACAUGGCGCCACUUUGUACAAGUGCUGUCCACCCAUCAGAGAGUCUGACAACAGGGUCGACCUAUGGAGCGCCGUCCAGGAUGGAACCAUCGAGCUGAUUGUGUCGGACCACUCACCUUGCACGGUCAACCUCAAACUGUUGGACCUGGGCGACUUUAUGAAGGCUUGGGGCGGUAUCUCAUCGCUCCAAUUUGGCCUGUCUAUCAUAUGGAGCGAGGCUAAGAAGCGUGGCAUCGACAUCACCAAGUUCUCAAGGUGGAUGAGUGACUCGCCUGCCGCGCUUGUCAACAUGAACGACCGCAAGGGUUCGAUCAAAGUGGGUCGCGACGCAGACUUUGUUGUAUGGGAUCCAGAACAGACGUUUGUGGUCGAUCCCAGCAUCAUGUACGUGAAGAACAGGGCUUCACCAUACAUUGGUCAACAACUCUAUGGACAAGUCAUCGAGACCAUUCUUCGCGGACGUCCAAUCUACACCAGCAAACAAGGUCACAUCAAGGAGUUCAGUGGUGUGCGCAUCGUCCCGACCAACAUCCACACCCUGCCCACCUAUCCUUCUUGCCACCUCCCACCCAUCAUCAGGCUUAAUCAAUUGGACAAGGAUACAUUUGAUAACACAAUCCACUUGUUAUUUGAAAAGAUACCAAUGUUGUUCCAGCAACUGUAUGAUAGGAGACCAUUCACUUGUUAUGAACACCUGGUGGAUACAGCUCAAGAUAUAAUGGCCAAUAUGUCGACGGCUGAUCGCACACAAUGCCUCAACUCACAUUCAAGAAUAGGUGCAACAGUCACUCAGAUGAAGAGUGUAUCGAGUCUGUCGGUCAAGGAACAGAGUGCCAGUGGCGCGCAACAAGAGACACCGGAGCAAGUUCAGGCAGUACAUGAAGAGCUACAACGUUUGAACAAGCUCUAUGAGGACAAGUAUGGAUUUAGGUUCAUUGUGUUUGUCAAUGGUCGACCAAAGUCCGCCAUUGUGCCCGUGUUCCAAGAGCGACUGGACAACGGCAAACCCGAAUCAGAGCUAGCCCUAGGUCUCUCUGAGCUAGUAUGUAUCGCUCGUGAUCGUCUCAAGAAGCUG
Molecule: messenger RNA, 1962 nt
Organism: Acytostelium subglobosum LB1
Lineage: Eukaryota; Evosea; Eumycetozoa; Acytosteliales; Acytosteliaceae
Exons: 2
Biological process (GO): purine nucleobase catabolic process; allantoin catabolic process
Cellular component (GO): cytoplasm
Molecular function (GO): allantoinase activity; cobalt ion binding; zinc ion binding
Source: RefSeq, a predicted model, not a curated record